AUGGGCAGGGGGGGGUUCGUGCUACCGCCGCCGGCGAUCGAGGAGCCCGACGACGUCGUCGACGACGACGGAGACGACGAGAGGGGGGACUGGGAGAGCGUGCGGAGCGCCUCGGGGAUCCCGAGCCGGAUGCAGGGCGGUGGCGGCGGCGGCGCGGUGAUGAGCGCGGCGAGGAUCAGCCUCGGCAACAGGCUGAAGAAGUCGGCGGGCGAUACGGCGGCCGCGUGGACUCGGGCCUCGAACCUCGGGAGGACCCGGGGCGGGAGAGGGGCGGUAACGAACGCGAGCGGGAGCACACGCGGCAGCUGGCGAAGCGGGAGGUGA
Molecule: messenger RNA, 324 nt
Organism: Colletotrichum graminicola M1.001
Lineage: Eukaryota; Fungi; Ascomycota; Sordariomycetes; Glomerellales; Glomerellaceae
Exons: 1
Coding region: 1-324 (107 amino acids)
Source: RefSeq, a predicted model, not a curated record